AUCAUUUGAUGCAGGUGUGCGUAAAUAUCAACCACCAUUGGGUAUGUAGGAGGGGUUUCGACCCCCCAUUUCUAUGGGGGGUCGAAACGCCUGCGCGGCCAAUAUCCAACCUAUAUAAGGAGGCAACGCAGUUCGAAGCGGUACUCACUUUUGGAAAUCCGUGUAGAAAGGACGCGUGGUAUCUUCACGGAAAUGGGCUUCACUGGAAGCUACCUCGUAAAACUUCUUCUUUAUAUCGCCAUAGUCAACGCGAUUUUUCUUCCAACGAUUGUAUGUCAAGAGGAAGAGAUCAACAAUCAAUGCAUACCGAAAAAGGACUUCAUCGCACUUCUGCGUCUUCCGGAAGCAAGUUCAAAUUUAGCAGCUUAUUCGCGAACGGCUCGGAUCAUUCAAGAUGCAAAGAAUCGUAACGACAUGGCUCAUUUGAAAGCACUCAGUAUUGAGGAAAACGACGACGCAGAGAUUUGUAUACCGGUUAGCCUCUACUUGGAACUCUUUAGGGAUCCAGCGAUGCGAGCUCAUUUGACGUCGAUUGGUAAAUCGUCCAAAUUACCGGAAUAUCCGUUUGGUCGUUCGUUCGAGGACGUCGAGGAAGACGAACGAUUAACCGAAACGGGAAAACGAAGUCUCGCGACUUUGGCCAAGAACGGCGAUCUACCAGCUUCUAUUCAGGAACGUGAUAGGUACAGCUCUUGGACCGACGAGAGGUUGGAAGCGUUAUUGAAAGGUUUAAUAAAUGAAAACUCUGCACGAAAUAUCCCAGAGAUUCUCCGCCAGUAUACACUUAGCAAUGGAGAAUUGGAUAUAGAAUCUUUGAUACGUGAUUAUCCUCAUGGAAAAAGAAAUGUUGGCUCAUUGGCUCGAGACUUUGCUUUACCACCAACAGCUGGUAGAAGAAACAUUGCUUCUUUGGCACGCGAUCAUACAUUACCAAGUGGAAAGAGGAAUAUCGGUUCUCUCGCAAGAGAUCGAGCUUUGCCUUUGGCAGGGAAAAGGAAUAUUGCUGCCUUAGCUAGGACAUACAUGCUACCACAGUCAGGUAAAAAGGAAUACUUGCCUGAGGAAAUGUCACCGAUCGAGAGAAGAUUCCUGGAUUCUGUGGUUCGAUCAUCCGAAUUUCCUCUUCGUUCUUUGUACAAUGAAGAUAAGAGAAGCGUAGCCUCCUUGGCUAGAAAUUCAGCCUGGCCCGAUUCCAUGAAACGAGCUUAUGCUAUUCCACCCUACGGUAUGAUCCUUCGUACUAUGAACCGUCAAGGACGAUCCUUGAAGGACAAGCCCUUCGAACUUUACCAGCUGGCCCGCGAGAGACACGACGAUGGAACCUCUAGCUCGUUCGGUGAUGAUCGAUUGGACUAUCUGAUGCGAGAUUCGGACGAUAGGAGGACGAAGAGGCAGAUAGAUUUCUCGAACGAGUAUCCUUUGCCCGUCAUGCAGAAUUCGAAUGUUCUUGAUUACGAGGAAAUGAUCGAGGCUCUUACUGGACAGUAUCCAAACACAGAGAAGAGAUUCAUGGGAACGGAGUCGGCUGAGUUGGAGUUACCGGUGGACACCUCGUUUCCCGUGGGAUAUGUCGAGACGUUUCAACCAAGUAAGAGACAUAUCGGGUCUCUGGCGCGGCAAGGUUUGCUACCAUCGCUCAGGGCGGCACGAUUCUCGCGAUCACCCCGGUAUCUGGUCGACAGGGAGAAUUCCGCAGAUGGGCCCACGUCCAACUACUCCUCCUACUCGACGACUUGGUCGUUAAGGCCCAUCCUUAGUUCUGGCUCUCCCAGAAUACGCUUUCUCCAGUCUUUAUGUGGAAAUUGUCACCAUGGCUUUCGAAGAUACCGUUCUAUUUCCCACAGACGAUAAUUCUCUUCAUUACCGAUUGUUUAAAUAGUUUGAAUUGUGCAAGUAGCGAUGGGUAUAAACAAUGAUUCCUAACGUUGCACUUGUAAAAUACUGAUACUUUGAAGAUAUUUAGCUUUGAAAAACUGCUUUCUAUUUUGAUCUUUAAAUUAUUACAAAAGAAAAUAAUAUAAUGUAGAACGAUUAUUUUAAAUAACAGCGAUAUAGAUGAAAUUGAAAGCUUGUAAAGAACUGAAUCGACAGACCCAUCGUUAAAUGCAAGAUUUAUAAUUACUGGCUCAUUAUCAUCUAUGAUUAAAUUAUCGUCGUAUAAACAUCAUGACGGGAUCAUACGCAAUGUACGAAGUAUCGAAAUAACGACAAG
This is a messenger RNA of Vespa mandarinia (Asian giant hornet), 2212 nucleotides long. It is a transcript of the gene Nplp1, whose product is annotated as Neuropeptide-like precursor 1. The record is from RefSeq and is a predicted model, not a curated record. Lineage: Eukaryota; Metazoa; Arthropoda; Insecta; Hymenoptera; Vespidae.